AUUUGUACCCAACCCCUAUGGUGCAAUAAUAAAAAAACGAAGGAAGUAUAUGAGUAUCUCACAAAUAAAGUUAAAAAAGGUAUACAAUUCUUUCCACAUCCAUUAUAAUCAACAAAUCCGUUGUAGUCUAGUUGGUCAGGAUACUCGGCUCUCACCCGAGAGACCCGGGUUCAAGUCCCGGCAACGGAAAAUCCUUUUUUCUUUCCUUCUUUUUUUUUUCUUUCCUAACUAUAAAAUUGGCGGGAACAUCAACCAAACGACAACACUCCCACUACUCAAUCUUCCCAACGAAGCUUACAUUUUCCAAUUUCCACAAAAUUAGGGUUUCCAAUUUUCCAUCCCCAAUUUCAUCGAAAGAGGAGAGAGAAAAUCAAAGCUCUAAAAAUGGAGAAAUUCAGAAGAAGAGCAACUAUUACUAACAGAGGAAUGGAAGAGAAUGCCAUGGCUAUUCUUGAAUCUUUUUGCGCGCAUGAUUCUUCUCAUGUUCAUGAUGAUCGUUUGGCGUUUCUGGAGGCGGUUCGUUUUGCUUCGAUUGUUCCUGAAAAUGGAACUCCUCCUACCAAUAAAAUGAUGGAGGCGAUUUUUGAGAUUAUGAGGGAAGCGAAGUCUUUGGAACUUGUAGUUGCUAGUUAUCAGCUUCUUUGUGAAUUAGAGAAGCACUUUCCUCGGGUUUAUUUAUCGAAUGAGGAUGUUAAGGAAGCGCCUUCUAGCAAAUCUGCUAAGCUAAUUGUAUUUGAAGAGGCUUGGUUGCCGUUUGCUGUUGGCUCUGACAUGGCUUCGAGUGACAGGAGUGUAGUGAGUAAAGGGUUUAAAGAACCUAUUAGUCCUUCUGGAUUUAAGCUUCUGUUAGAAAGUCUCAAUGAAGAGGCUGAAGGAAUAGAAUCAUCAGAAACAAAGUUAGAGCUCCUGGCGAAGAUGUAUAUGUUGCAAUACCUAAUCUAUAUUUUUGAGGCAGACUUUUUACCUCGUAACCGUGACUUUCUAGAGAACUCAAAUUGGAUUUCUCUUAAAGACUCCUUGCUUAACAAGUUUCUGGGGUCAAGGCGAAUUAAUUACAAAGACGUGGCAAAGGAUACCUUCUUUGUUCUAUGUAAUUUGUUCCUUGCUCGGACUCCAACAAACAGUAAUUCUGGAACUACCAAAAGCUCUUCAGAUGAUAUGCAUAACAAUAAUGAUUCAGCUUUAGCUCUUUCUUUACCGGAGGUAGAGAAGUGUACUCUUAAAGCUGUAGAGAAACUUCUUAAACUGAUGAUAAAUCUUGAUUUGUCAAAGAAGAAAGCAGAUGCGCAAAGCCUCACUACAAGAGCAGAUGGUGUAAGAACUCCUAUGGUUGAAUUGAUAAUGGAUGAACUCUUUUAUGACAAAGACCUGCUUUCUCCAUUUCUUCAGGCCUUUGAUGAUCCUAUAUUGAAGCUGGAAAUAGUUUCACAAUACAUUCAUAAGUACAAUGUCAAACCAUCUACUCGCAAGAGGAAGUUAGAUGACUCACAAGAUGAUACGGCAGUUAUUGGAUUCUUUAACUGCUUCUUGAAUAGCACCAGUACAAAAGCCAUUGUUAAGAAAGUUGGUGCUGAGGCAGUUCAAGUGAUGUUAGCUCAUGCUCUGCAGGCUUGCAUGUCAAUACCCAAGGAGCAACUUCAUGAAUUAGCAUCUGAUUCAAAAAAUGAUGCUAGACGUAGUCCACUGGUAAGCAUUUGCAACGAUAUCAUUUCAGCCUUCACCAAGCUCAGGGAAACAGAUGAGCACUUGCAAAUAUUACCUAUUGGUAAGGAAGCGCUAUUUACAGCUGCUAGUGUACUUUCUACCAAGUCAUAGGAGCUCUCAAAUCCUUCCAGAGUUCACCUUCUUUUACAAAUCUUGAAGGUAUCUGCAGGCCAGUUGCUCUUUAAAAUUUAACUUGCUCACGCUUGUGUUGCCUGUUCAUAACUUGCUUGUUUGCCCAUUUCUUUUGUUCCGAGUAGAACAUGCUUUUUCCUGGCCAUGCAAGGAAUGCGUGUUUGCCCAUUUCUUUUGUCGAUUUUGUCAACCAGAUUUUGGAAGUUACAGCAUUUAGCUAUCCUGUAGGGAGUUAGCUAGCUUAGGAAGGUGCUUGUAAAGAAUUUUCAUUUCUGGACUGCAGCUAGGUAGCACUUAAUAUGCUGCGACAUUAUAGUACUAGAUGAUGCUACUGUAUAUAAUGAAUUUGACUAAUCAUUGGUUUCCUUUGCUCUUUAGUAAGAUAUCUAAUUGUCAGCUAUUUUUUUC
Chenopodium quinoa (quinoa) is the source of this 2244-nucleotide messenger RNA. Its product is annotated as negative regulator of systemic acquired resistance SNI1-like. Lineage: Eukaryota; Viridiplantae; Streptophyta; Magnoliopsida; Caryophyllales; Amaranthaceae. The coding region runs from base 385 to 1815 and encodes 476 amino acids. The transcript has 15 exons. The record is from RefSeq and is a predicted model, not a curated record. Gene Ontology annotation, cellular component: nucleus; Smc5-Smc6 complex. Gene Ontology annotation, biological process: negative regulation of DNA-templated transcription; DNA damage response; negative regulation of systemic acquired resistance. Gene Ontology annotation, molecular function: transcription cis-regulatory region binding.